UCUUGUCCUCAACCUCUCCUCUUCUCUCCUCUUUUUGCUCUUAGCUCUUUGACAUUACUGAGGUUUUGAUUUUGACCUCAUCAUUCCAUCUGUUUUACAGUUACAUUUGGCAUUAUGGGAUGCCAGUCAGUGGCAAAACCAAAGGCAAAGCACAGGAAGGGGUUGUGGUCACCAGAUGAAGACCAGAGGCUCAGAAAUUACAUCCUGAAACAUGGCUAUGGUUGCUGGAGCUCGGUUCCCGUCAAUGCAGGUCUGCAAAGGAAUGGUAAGAGCUGCAGAUUAAGGUGGAUCAAUUAUCUGAGGCCAGGAUUAAAGAGAGGCAUGAUCACAGCACAGGAGGAAGAGACAAUUUUGAACCUCCACCACUUGUUAGGCAACAAGUGGUCUCAAAUAGCACAGCAUCUCCCUGGAAGGACCGAUAACGAGAUAAAGAAUCAUUGGCAUUCUUAUCUUAAGAAGAAGACUAACAUCAAAGCUGAUGAAUCUCACCUUCAAAUGCCGAGUAAUCCAGACUGCGUGCGAUCUCUGAACUCUACAGACUUUCCAACUCAUCAAACCCAAAGUUAUGAUACAACAGAACUUACAAAAUGCCCGGCUUCUCAAAUUCCAAAAGUUUCCAACCCUGCAGAAGAGGGUCAAGGCUCAUUGCCAAGGCUUAUUUUUGCAGAGUGGCUUGCUCUGGAUAAUUCUCCUGGAGAAAGUGUCACAAACCAUGCUGAAUCACAAGUUCCAAGAGAUGAUCGUUAUUACCCUUCAAGCUCUCAGGAUUCUUUAGCUUCUUCACUGCCAAAUGAGGGAACUUUUGGUGGCGGCCAUCAAUAUCAGAAUGAUCGAAGUGAAUUUUCAACCAGCGAGAUAUAUAGCUCACAGUUCGAUUUCAAGGAUCAAAUCUCGGGAAACGAGCUCGUGCAGUGUCUUUCUAGGCAUGAUCUUUGUUGCGCCGUCAGCAUUGACAAUGAUAUGUUGUACAAUGAAUAUUUGUUUAAUUACCAGGGGCGCAACUACGAGUGAGAAUAACAUCUGAUUAUACUUCCUAAAUAAAAAAGUGGGAUUUGGGAAACACGCAAAGCCCUUUCCAAGUCAGGCUGUUGACUGGAAGAAGUGAUCAGCUGGGAAAAAAUGAACUACUAUAAUUAGUUGUUAUUCUUCCCUUAUGAUGUUGGCUCCCAGAGAGAUCCUGUUUCUCGUGUCGCAUUCACUUUUGGAUAAAAAACAACUGAUGUGUCUUCAAGUUUGAUGUGAUUAA
Messenger RNA from Rhodamnia argentea, 1246 nucleotides. Its product is annotated as transcription factor LAF1-like. Bases 115 to 1011 code for a protein of 298 amino acids. The record is from RefSeq and is a predicted model, not a curated record. The transcript is spliced from 3 exons. Lineage: Eukaryota; Viridiplantae; Streptophyta; Magnoliopsida; Myrtales; Myrtaceae.